Notechis scutatus (mainland tiger snake) is the source of this 3438-nucleotide messenger RNA. RefSeq names its product microtubule associated tyrosine carboxypeptidase 2 (gene MATCAP2). The record is from RefSeq and is a predicted model, not a curated record. Lineage: Eukaryota; Metazoa; Chordata; Lepidosauria; Squamata; Elapidae.
UGGUAGUAUUUCCCUACAGAAGCUGUUCUGUGAUUUGCGGGAAAUAGGGUGUCCUAGCAACUAAACCAGCCAGCAGCUACCGACGAUUCCAAUGACCCCGUAUAAAGAAACGGCCGCCGAGGAACGAAAGAGUCAAGCCGCUGCUUGGAGCUUGGGAAAGGAAGAGAAGCGGACUUUCGAAUUGCUAUCGCCGCUGUUCAGCGCCUUGUUCCAAGGCUUCAAUUUUGACAGAAGCUCGGGAACUUCUGUCCCUAGUUCCCCUUGGUUGUACUCCCCAACUGUCCCCUUGGAGCUGCCCCCAUGAUUUUAGAAUAGUACCCUGGUAAAAAGUGAGGAGGUGAGGUCCGUUUACAAUCCACGCCUGACCUGCCGAAGGAUGCUUGAAUCUAUUCGAGUCACUGAAAAGCUUCACUGGCCAGAGCAAGAACUGUCCAAGAAGUCCAUUUUGAAGCCUGAAGAACAGAAAUUUCUUUGCAUGAAUGAAACCAGAAGUGUUAAAUCCUGCAUUCUUAAGGACAACUUCACCACAGGCACAAGCAGCUACAAUGUUUUGCUGCAGAGCAAAGAGGAAAAAAAACAACAGAAAUAUUCAUCAGUCCAUCACAAAAGACUCCGGAAGCCCACCAAACCCACUCAUGGCUCACACGGUAAUGAACGACACAAGGUUAAGACACCGCUGUUCAUUCCCCCAAAUGGGUGGUGCUGUUUCAAAAGACAUUCCUCCUAUUUUAUCCCCAACUCAUUCCGCAAUGGGAUUAAAUUAGCACAAAGUAUUUCAGUAACAGGGAACAGCAUAGGAUUGUCAACUCCACCCAAGAAUAAAUCCAAAAAACAUUUUACCUUUAGCCUAGGAAAGGCCAAACAGUUGCAAACAUCUAAAAGCUGCUUAAAAGAUGGAGAUGCCGCUGGUCGAAAGCUUUGCAUCCUCACUGCAAUCAAGCCUUCCAAUGUGGAAAGGGAGAAGAUAAAGUUCUUCAAAUCAGAUUUUACCUCUAACCCACAGUUUGAAUAUGCAAGUUCUGUCCUUCCCAGUGUACUUGAAAAGUACAGCCAAGCAUCCAGCUUAUUUCUUAAACAGGCUAUCAGAAUUAUGGAACUCACUUUGCAAAAAUAUGGAAGUUAUGAAAAUUUUGAACAAUCCACCGGAGGAAGCCUGCUGCCUAGGAGUCGCAUUUGGAAUCAUGUCCGAAAGUAUAUGGCGAAAGAAGGCUGCCUAGGCGAGAUUGUGGUUCACCUUUCUGAAGAUUUGCUUUCUCGGGCCUCAAUGACUGUGGUGAAUGGCCGUCCAACUCUUACCAUCAAUAUUUCCACUGCAAGGGAACAUUGGUUAGAAGGGAUGCUCAGACAUGAAAUAGGAACUCAUUAUCUUAGGGGCAUUAACAACAAUAACCAAUUGUGGAACAAUUGGAGCGGGCGCCGGAAGCAUGGGUUAAAACCCAUCAACCCUACUGAAGAAGGCCUGGCCAGCAUUCACAGUGUUCUGUUUCGAAAAGAUCCUUUCCUGUGGCGGGCUGCCCUCCUGUAUUACACUGUCUACCAAGCCAGCCAAAUGUCCUUCAGAGACCUUUUUCAGGACAUUGGGAAGUUUGUCACUGAUCCCAAUACUAGAUGGGAUUAUUGUGUUCGAGCCAAGAGAGGUUGGACUGAUACUUCACAACCAGGUUGCUUUAGUAAAGAUCAGGUCUACUUGGAUGGCAUCCUACGACUUCUGAGAUACCGACAUUCUAUUGAUUUCUACUUAUUGACAGCUCUAGGAAAGGUUUCAUAUGAGGAUGUGGAUCGUCUGAAGGAUUUAGGAAUGACUGAAAACAUGAGGGUGCCACAUUUUUUGCAAGACUAUUCUCGGUACAUGGAACAUCUAGAAAAGAUCAUGGGAGUCAAUGAGAUAUCUGACACUGAACUCCAAGCUCUUGUACCCUAAACCAACCUAUCUCUUGUUUCACGAGUCGUUAUGUUUUAGAUCUGAUAUAACUCAUAGAGUAGAUUAACUGAACUUAUUUUUGAUCCCUGGCAAAACCUAUAUUUUUUGGACCUGCUUCUGUUUUUUAAGAAUGAAAAACUCUAGCUACAAAUCUGAAACUCAUUGUCUUUCAAAGAAAGAAAGAAAAAUCCAGUUUGGCCAUUUUAAGCAUGAAGCUAUAUGUAAACCAAACAGAUUAAAUUAUAGUUGUAACACAGACAUAUACUUUAAGAAAUUAUUGUGUAAAUUUGUCAAUAGCACAUUUUCAGAUUCUACUGGCUUUUGAAUUGUCUCUCCACAGUAUACUAUUUAAUAUUUUGGGACUUAAGCUUCUUUUGAUUUAUUUAGCCAAUUGUCUUUUGCUAUAUCAAAAAGGAUCAAUACCCUACUAUGGGGUUUGCUAUCACCACAGUCAUUACCUGGGCUUUAACCAUUAGAAUAGCAAGGAUACCAGUGAAUGCUUGAAAGGUAUUGGAAACAUAACUACAUCUCAUGACUAUGGAUGGAUGUUGUAGUCUUGUAGAUUUUGCACUUACAAUGUAUAAUCCACUUGAUGUCAUUUGUCUCAUUGUAAUUCAGUAAUGGGAAUUACAUGAAAGGGCAGAGAAGGAAAAUGAUCUCCCACCAUGUUUCCUAAGUGCAUUCCACUGACUUGUCUUUGUAUUUUCAUAUUUCAGGAAAUUUAAAGAAAUGACAUUAUUUUCCUCUUAAUUUUAUUUUUGAUCAUGUAUAAAUAAAUUUACAAGAGGAAAUGGGAAAGAAAUCAAACUUGGAAUUCUAUUUUUUAUCCUCUAUUUUAGACUCGCACUGAAAUAUAUUGAUAUGUAAAUAAUUCUUUCUGUUUGUUACUGAUAUAGUUAUAAAGAGGCUCCAUAGUGUAAUGCUUGUGAGAUGUUUUGUUAGAUUAAUAUAGAGUGUAAAUGGAUUUGUAUACUUAAACAAAAAUCUCCAAUUCGUUUAUGCAUGACUGCAAAAGCACUGAAGCCUAUCUGAAAAGUUUAGACUAGCCCACCAGGUUUUGUUUUUUUUCUUUUUAAGAUAUUGAUGCUUUGAUUUUAGCACAAUGAUGGGAGGUAGAACUCUACACCCAUUUUAGAGUAGGUUUUCCAAAUAUUUCCAUACAUCUUGGCAUUAUUUAAUUCAGUGACAGCCUAUUGAUGCAAAAUUAUAGAUUGAAUGAAAACAUAUAACAAGAAGACUGGAAAAAUUAAUAAUUCAUCAUAUUAGAAUUGUGAUGGUACAAAUAUGUAUUGAAUUUGAUGCAAAUCAUUGUGUCUUGUUAUUACAGUUUGGUUUAUGUUGGAUUCAUAAAUUGGAUCCAUAAACAUCGAUUUCUGAACUAUGUGAAUUCAAUGAAUAGAGAUCUCUGGUAGUGUUGUUUAGGCAAAAAUUCAAUUAAAUUGAUGAUCCAUCGUAAUAUUUUAUUAACCCAGUUAAGCAACAGCUUAUCUCCAAAUAAAGUCUACGUGUUCAUUGUA